GGGUUUGAUGUGGUUGUAAUCCAAAACGGUUGUAAUCCAAAGCGGUUGCAAACCAAGAUACCACUGUAGUCUAAGAGGUGCUAGUAGUACAACCGUGGGUGCCUCCAUGAUAUUUUAAAUUUUUUUUGGUCGAAAUAGUGUGUUGGUAAUAACAAGGUUGUGUGCUGCAAAUAUAGUCAAAAGUAAGAUUCUGUUCUGGUUGCUGUUGCCAAUUCCUUCUUUCCCAAUAGAUCGAAAUCUCACCCAACUCUUGCAUUAAAUUCACCCAGGAGGAUAAUUUUAUCCUCCUUAGGCUUAUCUGAUAGGAUGGCAUCCAGGCGAUAAUUUUUUUUUCUUUAAUGUUUUCAUUGGCAUCCAGUGCAUAAGCGCUUAAAAUAGUAGCCUGUUGGUUUUUGGUGAGUUUGAUUUGAAGGGUUGAAAGUUGCUCAUUAAUGCCGGUAGGGACUUCUGACAAAAGCUCUACAAGAUAGUUUUUGAUAGCAAAGCCUACCCCAUGUAUUUGACGUUCUUGUUCAGGUAGACCUUUACAGAAGAAUGUGUAGAGUUUUUUUUUAUUCUUUCAGUUGUCCCUCUCCUGUUCUUUGAGUUUCUUGAAGUGCUGCAAUAUCAAUGUUAAAAUGUCACAACUCUCUUUCAGUGAUGGCAGUCCUGCAUUUUGGACGCUUAUUAUCUGUGUUAUCCAGCAAAGUCCAUAUAUUCCAUGUUUCAAAGUUCAAUUGUCUUUUACAACUGCUAGGUGGUGACCCCACUGGGUGUGGUAAUCCAGUCAGGGGAAAAAGCGAGGCAGACUAUGUUUAGGGCACCUUUUCUAGCCCCUCCGCCUUUUUUGGGUGGGUAGAGUAGAUCCUAAACAGGGCUGCUCAGUUGUGGAUACAGCUGCUGAGCUACUCAACUGUCUCGUUGAGUCAGAAUGACUGAAUCUGUAUCCACCGCCCAUGAGCUGGUUCAUGAUUAGGGGCUUCCAGAUUUCAUGGUCCUGCCUCCAUUACCAUUUGCUGAUCAUCAUGGGACUUUUUUGGGUUUGGGAUGGGUUUUUGGAAGAUGCCUGUGUGUGAAUUUGUUUUAUGUGGGUAGAUCAGCGCACGCUGACCAACGCACAGUCUUCACAGUAAGGCUCUGUUCCGAUAGCAUGAGUAUCACAAUGACUGGUAGAUUCUUAUCUGCUGCAGCCUUCAUCCACCUUCACAGCUGUUGUAACAUACCUUCUGCCUGGUCUGCCGUUGAGAACGUCUUGGAUCAUUCUUUGUCUAGCUCCUCCCCUUUGACCUUACCACCUUAGGUGAACCUGCGGGGAGUAUGAGACUCAGGAUGGCUUCGCUCACAAGUGUCAUGAUCCAGUGAGUGAGUGAUGAUCCUGCCCCAGCCUUAUCCUAUUCAACUUGGGUGCUUUGAACUCCCAUCUCCUCCUUGGUUAAAACAUAUAAUUUUGCAAACAAACAAAAAUAAAGAUUCUUGUAAACUGACACCUGCUUUGUAGUAAGCGUGACAGGAGGGGGUGCAGAGAUGCAUAAUCAAAGAUGAAGAGGAGGAACAGGCUAAAGGAAUGCAUGUGGAGGAGGCUCAGCAUACACAAUCUGCUUAGGAACAAGUUGCAGCCAUCCUCAUGUUUGGCUCCUUGACUGGCUUCAGAACUGGGAGGAAGCAAGGUCCCUGGGACCUUGCAGGUGAAGGGCAGAGUGGAGAGCUCAUGCUGUUUUGUCUGCCUGCCCCAAUGCUGUGUAGAGGAAUCAACAGAAGGUAGGGCACAAAAGUGGAGGAGGAGGAGGAUGGCUUUCAGCUUUAGCCCUGGCAAAUUGCAAGCAAGAUGCAGCCACACCUGAAACACAAAUACUGCCUCCAUUCAGUAAAAGAAAAGAGAAACUUGCACUGAGUUUGUUGGAUGGAGAGAAAAACAGAGAGGGGGAGAGAGUGAACUUCUCUUCCCCUCCCAUAUAGGCAUGUCCUUCCCUGCAGAUCUAUAUGGGAAGAGGCCUCAAAUAAGCCCCACAGAAGUUUCAGACUGUUAGUUGUAAUGAAUGUGAGCAUGGUGAAGGAUGCUAUGUUCAGUUUUAUUUUAAAAGCAAGCAGAGGCGAAAAAGUUAUUUAGAAAGUGACAAGUGGAUUAAUGUGUGUGGGUGUGGGGUGUCAAAUUGCACAUGACUGCUAGGAAAUGGUAAAGAUGCGUUCUUAGGCAAAGCUUCUGAAAGUCAACACUUAACUGUGAUUUUAUGGGGAUAGUAUUCCACAGCCAUUGUGGUUCCUUUGCAUAGUAUCCUUUAUGAAAUAAGAACCGCCGAGUUUCUCAAAGCCAUCCAAGUUACUCUUUCCAACGAUGCAGCGACGCAGCUGGUUGUGGUGGUGGGAAGCGGGAAGCCCUAGGAACCGGCACUCUCUCCUGGUCCACAGUUAGGUUAGCGCCGUGCUCCUUAGUCGCGGUGCCACAUAUCAGCCCCUAGAGGGCGAUGAUGUCAUAGGAAGUCUGCAAUUACCACCCAUGUUUUAUUGUUGUAUUAGCAUAUUACAAGUACGUGCCGUUCCAAAACCAGGCACUUCUCCGACUCCAAUGCAGAAAGCAUCCUGGUGAAUCUGACCAUCUUCUCUGUUUCCUCUCUCUGCUCGGUUUGCUGCGCCGGGUACGUAAACCUAGCGGUGGUGACCGGCUUGCCCGGGCUGCAUCGGAGACGAGGCGGCGAAUCGCAGAAGCCACUUUUGAGCUGUCAGCGUCGAUGUGAACAGUGGGAAAACGGAGCACGUGCAGAGCACCUUUCGCGCGCCCAUCUUGCCCCUGCAGAACAGCCAUUCUCUGCAUGCAACUGCUGUUUCCCACUAGGACACAGAUGAUCCUAUUUUAGGCUCUCACCAUGAGCAGACGAAUAUCCACAGGAUCAGUGCUGAGUGGAUGGAGGGGUGUGGCUAUUCUGCCGUGUUGCAGUGUCUAGCAUACCCAUCCAGAGGGCCGUGAGCUGCUAAGUAUUGAGGAGGCCUGGAUCCCAGACCUGUCUCGGCCAGCGAGCUCACUGGGUUGCCUUGGGCAAAUCAGAUCUCCACCGCACAGUUCCAAUCAGGAUUGUUAUGAGAACAAACUAGGAUCCAUUCCUUGGGAGAACAGCGGGAUACAAAUGUGGACGGAAAUAAAAUAAAAAGAAAUUUAUUUACUUGAAGCAAUGGUAAGGCAUGGGAAGGCGCUCUGUGUGUGUAUGAGAGAGACGUUCAUUAUGUGCUUCACAACUGAAGUAACAGACGCGGCCGUCUAAAGGCGCCUGUCCCUAAAUCUGAAUCAACCCAGAAUUUAAAUUCGCCCAGCAGCCCCACCGCAAGAUUCCAACGAAGUAAGAACAAUUCUACUUGGUUUCAGUUUAGAUUGUGGGCUCUGGGUUUUCUACCCUACUUAGCGCCAGCGCUUCGCCCUGGCGCAAUCGCAAGGCGCACGCCAGGAUCUUUUUUAUUAUUAUUAAAUAUUUUAUUAGUUGGAUAUAGGAACAAUAUAUAAUCAAACACAAGCAAUCAAAUACAAUUUCCCCCUAUCCCCCCCCCAAUUAGCGCCAGGAUCUUGAGAGCCCUUGUGCCGUCGGAGAGACGCCGCCGAUAUUUCUUUGGCCAAUGGGAAGAUGCGGAGCAGAUCUGCUUUCUUCUCACUGGAGGCGCCGCUUCAGGGUCUUUCCGCCCGCAUCCAAUCCAGUUUCUCAAAAGGCGGGAAGGCUGCUGGGAAGCCGCCUCAUGCUGGAGGGCCAGUCGCUAUCAGGGGGGUGGAGGAAAGGGAAACUCCCUCGAGUUCCCCGCCCGUGGCUAUAAGAUGAGGGAGCCCCCCGAGAGAGCGGCUCCCUUUAGCCCUUGCCAUGGCCCUUCCUCCGGCCUCUCAGCAAGCGGGAGAAGCGGGCGGAGGUGAGGAAGAAGCGGAAAGUUCUGCUCCCUGAGCUCCCCAACUUGGCGCCGUCGCCUCAGGGCAAGGGGCUCCUUGUGCUUCGCGCCUGCAGGAGUUGUGUGCUAGUAGUAGUAGCGUCAUGCUGGAGCAACGAGUGGCGUCGGCGGCAGAGGCGCUUCCCUCGCCUCAGCCCCGGCUCAAGCCCGCCCCAAUCCGCGCCUUCGCCUUCUAGACCCGCGGGCAUUGCCUCUGCCGCCUCGUGAGUCACUGGAGGUUCCUUGCCGAAAGCACUUCGUUUCUUUCGGGCGCUUCGCAGAGCGGCAGCGUCGGCGGCGGAGAAUGCGAGCGCGCGCCGCUGCGCCGACUUCCCCGCGCGCCAGCCCGGAGCCAAGAUGGUACAAUGGAAACACAUUUUCCACCUUCAGUGAGGUCUCUAAAGGUCAAGAACUCUAAACAUCUAGAGCUGGAACGGCAAAUGUGCAGCCCUUUUGUGUUGGACUCCCAUCAGCUCAAACCAGCAUGACCAGUAGUCAAGGUAGUGACAAACAGAUGGGUUCUUACUUUGUGAACGCAACAUUUCAUUCCAAAAUAACUGAAGCAGCUGAUAUUAUUGUUGGAAUCUUCUAUAUUAUAUUUGGCAUAUGCUCCUUUUGUGGGAACAGUAUCCUCCUCUAUGUUUCCUACAAGAAAAAGAACAUAUUGAAACCAGCAGAGUACUUCAUGAUCAAUUUGGCCAUCAGUGACCUUGGUAUGACUCUGACCUUGUACCCUCUAGCUGUUACAUCCAGCCUUUCACACAGGUGGUUAUUUGGCCAACAGGUUUGCUUGUUCUAUGCAUUUUGUGGAGUAUUUUUUGGAAUCUGCAGUCUGUCUACGCUAACAUUACUGAGUACUGUGUGCUGCCUAAAAAUUUGUUUCCCAUCUUAUGGGAAUAGAUUUAGGAGAGAACAUGGUUGGAUCUUGAUAGGAUGCAGUUGGGCCUAUGCAGCCAUUUUUGCCCUUUCCCCACUGGCUCACUGGGGAGAAUAUGGAGCCGAACCUUAUGGUACAGCAUGUUGCAUUGACUGGUAUUCAUCAAAUAUAAACACAACAGCAAUGUCUUACACGAUUGUCCUUUUUGUCUUCUGUUUCAUUAUCCCCUGUGGAGUAAUUGUUACCUCCUAUACUCUUAUUCUGAUUACGGUGAAAGACUCCAGAAAAGCAGUGGAGCAACAUGUCCUGGGACCCACCAGGAUGAGCAACGUGCAGGCUGUUACAGCCAAGCUGAGUAUUGCUGUAUGCAUUGGAUUUUUUGCUGCCUGGAGCCCAUAUGCCGUCAUUGCCAUGUGGGCAGCCUUUGGGUCAAUAGAGAGGAUUCCUCCACUAGCCUUUGCUGUACCUGCUGUUUUUGCCAAGUCUUCAACACUCUAUAACCCAGUUAUGUAUCUUAUGCUAAAGCCUAAUUUCCGAAGCACUAUUGCCAAAGAUUUUGCUGUUCUCCAACAAUUAUGCAUCAAAACUUGUUUUUGUCUCAAGCAUGUACAGAGCUGUUCUUACAGAUCAGUUCUUGAAGUCCACUCGAAAUCAUUUAAGGGAAGACAUGAAUCCAGCAGUAACUCCAUGCAGAUAGUAGAAGGAUGUUCUUAUUUUCCCUGUGAAAAGUGCAACGAUACCUUUGAAUGCUUCAAGAACUACCCAAAGUGCUGCCAGGACAGGCUAAGCACCAUGGAACACACACUUCAAGAAAACAUACCCUUGGAAAAUAAAAUUCAAUCGAACGCAAAGCAUGCUUCUGAAAAAUAUGUAAAGGUUGUUGUCAGAGGAGAAAAAAACAGUGAGAUUGAUAGUUUGGAAGUAACAUUAGAAAACAUACCUAUGGAUACUAGGUUUGUCAACCUCUAGAGUAUGUUUAAUCAAAUGCUCCAGGUCAUAAUUUAAUUGCACCAGACUUAACGAAUGUAAAACUUUUCUAAGCACUACCCUAUUUUUAUACAGUUAUUUUUAUUUCCUUAUUACUCAUGGGAGGACGAAGUAAUACAGCAUAAAUAUGUUUAAAAAUGUAUUUGACUUUCAGCAUGUCCACAACCAUACCUAUGUGCAUUCAGAACAAAUUGUGUACUACUGCAUUUCAUUCGCUUCUGAUUUUUUGAGUUUCAGAACUUAUGUCCUUUGCUUCCCAGAAGCAAACCACUUCAUACUUGUGAGGCUUUUCUGCAAAACAUUAAUUCUUCAGAUGCUUGGUAAAUAUAUUUUAUAUGCUGCAUAUUCA
Molecule: messenger RNA, 6089 nt
Organism: Podarcis muralis (Common wall lizard)
Lineage: Eukaryota; Metazoa; Chordata; Lepidosauria; Squamata; Lacertidae
Source: RefSeq, a predicted model, not a curated record